AACAAUCAUUCGUUUUCCUGCUAGAAAAUAUUUCAUUGUAAGUCUUAACUUAACUGUCUAUUUAGUUAAAAAAAAAAGUUUUUUUUUCUGCUUUUGUUUAUUGAGUAAAGUAACUGUAAUAAGUGUUGUUUUUUUAGUGGAUAAUCCGGAUUUUCUUGAUUGUAUUUAUGCUGCUCCAAACGGACUUGGACGAGUUGUCGAGCAAUGUUUGGUUGAUAUUGGUUGUUGUGCAACAACUUGUUGCAACAACACUUCAUGGCAAACAAAAUAUCGUUGGGCAGUUGCACUGAUUUGUAUUUUCUCAGCACUUGUUCUUAUUGCUUUAGUAGCAUGGCUACUAUCUUACCUGUUCAAUAGGCAGAAAGAUAAACGGCAGAAAAAGCUGCUUGUUGGAUCAACCAGAGGUAUCAUUGAUCAAGGUUAUUAUCCGUAUGUUGGUGGACCAACACGUAAUUACUGA
This is a messenger RNA of Enterobius vermicularis (human pinworm), 460 nucleotides long. NCBI's taxonomy places the organism in Eukaryota, Metazoa, Nematoda, Chromadorea, Rhabditida, Oxyuridae. The record is from the annotation of a GenBank genome assembly.